Malassezia japonica is the source of this 1200-nucleotide messenger RNA. It is a transcript of the gene hob1, whose product is annotated as BAR adaptor protein Hob1. Bases 1 to 1200 code for a protein of 399 amino acids. Lineage: Eukaryota; Fungi; Basidiomycota; Malasseziomycetes; Malasseziales; Malasseziaceae. The transcript has 3 exons. The record is from RefSeq and is a predicted model, not a curated record. Gene Ontology annotation, cellular component: medial cortex; mating projection tip; actin cortical patch. Gene Ontology annotation, molecular function: protein binding; lipid binding. Gene Ontology annotation, biological process: plasma membrane tubulation; endocytosis; actin cortical patch localization.
AUGAAAGGGUUUGCAAAGGUGAUGAAGCGGACGCCGCACAUUGUCACGUCCAAGGUCGGCUUGGCGGCGAAGUCGACGGACGUGGAGUUUGACCAUCUCAAGCGCAAGUUUGAGGCGAUGGAGCGCCUGGCGCACCAGCUGACCAAGGAGGCGACGACGUAUCUGGAGGCGGCCAAGAAAAUGCUCUCGUCGAGCCAGUUGUAUGCGCAAGAGUUCAGUGCGCUCUUCCACCCCUUCGGCACUGAGUACGACCUGGAGCGCCGCCACCCCGAGGCGGUGCAGACGCUGGUCAACCUGACCGGCUACGUGACGUACGUCGACGACCUGCGCGAGGCGCUGCGCCCCGAGAUGGAGCUGAUUGCCUCGCGCGUCAUUGCCCCUGCGCAGGAGCUCGAGGUGAUGAUGAAAGGCGUGUCGAAGGCGAUCACGAAGCGCGACCAUAAGCUGAUCGACUUUGAUCGGCACAACAACUCGUACACCAAGCUCAAGGACAAGCAGAACCGCUCCGCGAAGGACGACCAGGCGAUGUUCAAGCUCGAGCACGACUGCGAGGCGGCGGCCGCCGACUACGAGCACCACAACAACCUGCUCAAGAGCGAGCUGCCCCGGUUCCUCGACAUGGCGACGCGGCUCGUUACGCCGCUUUUUUACUCGUUCUACUACAUGCAGCUCAACAUCUUUUACACCUCGAUGGAGCGCCUGCAGACGUACGCGCAAGGCAAGUUUGAUCUCUCGGAGAACAACCUCAUUGCGCACGAGCACAAGUACGCGCUGAGCCUCCAAAACGUCGUCACGCAGCUCGAGGGGCUCUCGAUCCAGAAGCCGACGCCCCCUUCGGCGCGCAUCCUGCAGAUGGCCAAGUCGGGCCAGUCGCUCAGCUCGCUGCCCCCGAUGAAGAGCGCCGCGGGCUACCCCACCGAGCCGCUCUCCUCGUCCAAGCCCGCCCCGGCCGCGGUGGGGGCGGCGCCUGCGCCUGCGCCCCCGCCCGCGUACCCCGGCGGCGCGGCGCCGGCGGAAAAGGCGGCCGACUACGUCGUGGCACUGUACGACUACACGGCGACCGCCGCGGGCGACCUCACGUUCAAGACGGGCGACCGGAUCGAGGUUGUGGAGCGCACCGCGUCCACCGAGGACUGGUGGACCGGCCGGCUGAAUGGUAUGCAAGGCGUGUUCCCAGGCAACUAUGUGCGCAACGCCUAG